Fragaria vesca subsp. vesca is the source of this 639-nucleotide messenger RNA. RefSeq lists its product as uncharacterized. The transcript has 3 exons. The coding region runs from base 146 to 466 and encodes 106 amino acids. Lineage: Eukaryota; Viridiplantae; Streptophyta; Magnoliopsida; Rosales; Rosaceae. The record is from RefSeq and is a predicted model, not a curated record.
CAGCUCUUAAAUUGUAUCUUCUUCCUACAUUAUAAACAUUACUAUCAAGCCAAGUUAUAAAACACUCUCUAUCUCUAAAGCAUAUAUCCAAGUUUCACUUCAAUCCAUUUUCUUGCAAGAUUAAUCUUAAGCUAAUCAUACCACCAUGAGUCACUACAACCAGCAGUACCAGGGUGCAGGAGUAUAUCCACCACCACCAACUUCAUACCCUCCACGGCCAGCAGCCGGGGCAUAUCCUCCUCCAGGGCACGCUUAUCCUCCACCACCAGUUCAAGGUCCUUAUGUUGUUCCUCCACCAGUUUCAUACCCCAUGAAAACUGAGGGAUACCCCCAAGGUCCCCAACAACCAGUCCCCUACCAUCAUCAAGACAAGGGCAAAGGCGGCGGAUUUUGGGCCGGAUGUUGCUCUGCCAUGUUUUGCUGCUGCCUCUGCGAUUUGUGCUGCUUGCCUUGUUCAAUCUGUUAAUUGUUCAAAGGAUUGUAAAUUCAUUUGUAUCCGAUUCAUGCCGCUGUCUCAAUAAUUUCCUUGUGCUUGUGUUUAUUCGUUUUCAUACAGUGAGACCUUUCUUAUGUGUAAAAUCGAUCAUGUCAUGAUUAAUAUUUGUUACAUAUACUUAAUUUACCAAUCACGGUAUUACU